CUCGCUGCUCUCUCAUUCGGCGUUUUUCUGCGUAACUGUGUGGACGUUCUCCUUCUGUGUACAGCAACUGAAAAGCAAAAAAAAAAGGAAUAAAUACCCCAGCAAUUCUGAAAGCAAAAAAGAAGCUGCUAUACACACAUACAAAUUGUACAAAUUUAUAAAAUUUGCUAAAAUUUGUUUGUUCCGUUUACAACGUGUCGAUUUUUGCCCGGCAAUCUUAAAAGCUUCGUUUAAAGCAAAUCACCUCUUAAACGUGUUUUACGCGCUUCGCUUUUUGAAAAACCAACAGUAAAACAAAAUGGCUGAUGUGGCUGAGCAAAAAAAUGAGACCCCUGUUGUGGAGAAGGUUGCCGCUGAGGAAGUAGAUGCUGUGAAAAAGGAUGCCGUUGCUGCCGAUGAUGCAGCAGCAGCAACACCAGCAGCAGCUGAGAAACCAGCCACAGAGAACGGUGCCGCCGCCGCCGAUGAGGAAGCAAGCAGCAAGAAGGAAAAUGGUGCUGCCGCCGCUGAAGCAGCCGCUGCUGAUAGCGCCCCCGCCGCCGAUGCUGCCGAUGGUGAGAAGGCAAAGGCCGAUGAAUCCAAACCUGCUGCCGAUGAGAAGAAGGAAGAGUCUGCGCCCGCUGCUGAAGAGGCCAAGGCAACCAGCGAAGCAGCUGCUGUUGAGAAUGGAGCUGAAGAGGCAGCCAAUGGUGACUCAACAGAUGCCCCCGCCGCUGAAGCUGUAAAGCGAAAGGUUGAUGAGGCCGCUGCUAAGGCCGAUGAGGCCGUUGCCACACCAGAAAAGAAGGCGAAACUGGAUGAUGCCGCCAGCACAAAGGAUGAAGUUCAAAAUGGUGCUGAGGCUAGCGAAGUGGCUGCCUAAAAGCAUAAGCUUCUCCUCUCACACAAACUUCUACAAAUAAAUAUAUUACUACUUACUAACAACAACAACAACAAAAACACAAAAUCUAAUAAAACAAAAAAACGAAGAAACAACAACAAAAACAAUUAUGGCUCUCCUCGUCUGUUGUCAGCCAAACGUUCUAAUUUGGCUGACAAGAAAAAGAAAGAAAUAAGCAAAGAAAAAAUUCCAAAAACAAGAAAAUUCUCUAAUAUAAAAAUAAUCCCGAAAUGGGUAACCGUUGUCGACGUAGCAUUAAAAAGAAUUAUAGAAACCGGGUACCGAACAUUCAAUUCGCGAUUCUUUUUUGAAAAAAAAUCCUUGUCAUUUCUUGAUUCUUUUACUAUAAAUCUUUCUUUCUCUACACUUCUCUGUCUGAUACUGUCUAAUACUAACAACAAAUCAACCAGCAACAA
Messenger RNA from Drosophila willistoni, 1296 nucleotides. RefSeq names its product tol-Pal system protein TolA (gene Df31). The record is from RefSeq and is a predicted model, not a curated record. Lineage: Eukaryota; Metazoa; Arthropoda; Insecta; Diptera; Drosophilidae. The transcript is spliced from 3 exons. Bases 299 to 862 code for a protein of 187 amino acids.